UCACGGUAACAAGCAAAGGCAACGUGUUCGCGUGCUGCUCUCUGGCGCCUCGUGUUUAGCUCAAGCGUCCUUUGGAAUUUGGAAGCGUUAGGAAUGGACCAAAGUGCCCUCGGGUAAAGUGUAAGGUAGCCAGUUGAGGUUCUGAGGUCGGUUGUUGAUUGGGAAAGAAGCUUCUUGGAAGUUGCAUUGAAAUGAAAGUGAUCUGGAACAUAUCUGCGGCCGAUGAAAAGAUGUGUAAAUUUAAAGUGUCCGUAAAUAAUAAAUAACUACUUUUUGGAAAUCGUUAACAUUUUUUGUGAUUCAAAAACGAUGAAAGGUGUUGAAAAAUUUUAACUCACGUCUACCGAAAACGUUCUUGCAUUUCUGUGGCCCAUUCGUCGGGUGCAUAUCGUUCAAGUUGUGUGUGCAAGGAAUAUUUUUUCCAAGCGAUUGGCUGUUUCCAUUCAAGAAACUGUUACUGCAAAUGGGAAAAAUCUUAAUGGCCCGAUCGAAGGAGAGUUGAACGCGUCGAGCUAAUCAAACGUCGCUGGAUCGGUGUUGCUGAUAGUUAUUAUUCGAGAACGCGUCGGCAAAUUCGUCGUCAUAAGGAUAGUAGCUCCCCAUUAUUGUAGAAAUCGAAACACUAAACCAUUAAGAGCAAUCUUCAAUGAAACAAAAACGAUGAUUGCUGCUAGACCACCCAGAAGAAUCGUGAAGUUACGAGAUGUGCAUCGACAGUAUGACAAAAUCGGCACCAGGAGAAUGUUCAUCCCUGGCCAAUGGUCGACCAUAGUCAGGAUUCAGCGUCGAUUGAUAGUGUCCUGAAAGUUUGAACGUUGAUUACACUACAUUCAUGGUUUUGGGAAGUUAAAUCAAAAGACUGUUCUCAAUGAUUGAUCCCAGGAAGUUUGACUCAGCCCAACUGUCGGCAGAAAAAAUGAUAGUUUACAGCGUGAUUCUUCUCAGCAUUAUUUGGAAUAUCAGUGAGUGCAAUGAUAUCAUCAACGCAAAUAGCAGCAAAAAUACACCGCUCCCUGCGAAAAACACCGUCAUGGCAGUUUUCAGUCCUAUGACCAAAUCCCCCGGACCCUGUCGAUUCCUUUCGGGAACACGGAAGCAGAAUCAUCAAUGCCGCCGAGAUACAGGUUUACCGGAAGCCAUUCGGGAAGCUCGUCGCCUAGCCGUCCUGCACUGCGAGGAACAGUUCCGUUACGAUCGUUGGAACUGCUCAAUCGAAACACGUGGAAAGCGGAACAUAUUCAAAAAGGUGUACCGCGAGACGGCCUUCGUCCAUGCCCUGACAGCGGCAGCCAUCACUCAUUCAGUGGCACGCGCCUGUGCCGAGGGCAAAAUGACCAAGUGUCAGUGCGCGUCGGAGAAACAGCCGGCGGCCACCCGACUCGCUUGGAAGUGGGGCGGUUGCAGCGAUAAUGUCAAACAUGGCAAACGGGUGACGCGUAACUUUUUGGAACUUCAACCGCACGAGGGCGAUCCGGUAUCGGAGAUGCUGCGGCAUGAUAGUGAGGUCGGCAUCGAGGAGGUGAUGAAGAACAUGAACGAUCGCUGCAAGUGCCACGGCGUUUCCGGUUCAUGCUCCCUGAAGACGUGCUGGCGGAAGCUGGGAGAUUUCAACGUAACGGCUGCCAAACUUAGAUCCAAAUAUCAUAAUGCUAUCAGGAAAAUACCGAUAAACAAUAAACCGUCGCGCCGAGCCAUCACCAAGGAGCUGAGAGAAAAGCCGGCUUCGUACGAUCAACUGUUCUACUUGGAGACGUCUCCCACGUUCUGUUCGGUAACUCGGGGCCGCCGCUGUCUGCAUCCGGACAACUGUGCCACUCUAUGUUGUGGUCGAGGCUACACCACCAAGCUCAUUAAGACGAUCGAAAAAUGUCGCUGCCGGUUCACUAAUGGCCGUUGCUGUCAGAUCGUGUGCGACUAUUGCGAAAAAUACGAAGAUCGAUAUUACUGUAAAUAGGCUCAACUGCGCUCUAUCGAUCUAUUACUCAAGAAAAAAAAACUUUAAAUUAUUUAUUUAAUAAAAUAAUCUUAGACUGUAGAGUUCUUAGUGGGAAAACAAACGUAGUCAUUUUGUUCGUAAAUUAAGCUAAUAAAAAAUGUUUUGUCUCAACAAUGUCGAAAUGAUUUCAUCUAACUGUAAUGUAACACAUCUAGUAUUGAAGUAAUGAGCAAUCAAUGUUGUCACCUAUACCUAUUGAAAAAAAAAAUAAAAAGUCAGUGUUUGAUGAAUCUUUUUUGUCGUGUAUCUACUUCUUCCUUCAUUCA
This is a messenger RNA of Uranotaenia lowii, 2262 nucleotides long. Its product is annotated as protein Wnt-4-like. The record is from RefSeq and is a predicted model, not a curated record. The coding region runs from base 869 to 1954 and encodes 361 amino acids. The transcript has 5 exons. Gene Ontology annotation, cellular component: extracellular region. Lineage: Eukaryota; Metazoa; Arthropoda; Insecta; Diptera; Culicidae. Gene Ontology annotation, biological process: multicellular organism development; canonical Wnt signaling pathway; neuron differentiation. Gene Ontology annotation, molecular function: frizzled binding; cytokine activity.